AUGGCAGCCGAAAUAAAGCCAGUGCCUGUGAAUAAACAAGGAAACGUGAGAAAGCCCGUUCUGCUGAGUAAAUUAGAAGGAUUUAACGAUGACGUUAAUAUGGCUGUAAUAAUUCCUAGAGAAGACGGUGUUAUCACGGUCAGCGAUGACAAGACACUGAGAGUUUGGCUAAAAAGAGACACUGGUCAGUAUUGGCCGAGCAUUUGUCAUACCAUGCCUUCUGCAGCAUCUUCUCUUGCUUACAAUGGUGAAACCAGGAGGUUAUUUAUAGGGUUGGACAAUGGAACAAUAACGGAGUUCCUGAUGGCUGAAGAUUUCAACAAGACAACACAUACACGAGACUAUCUAGCACACCAGAGUCGUAUACAUGGUGUGAAGUUUUCUGUGAGCUGUGAGUGGGUAUUGAGCUGUGGCCGUGACAAAUACUUCCAGUGGCACUGUUCGGAGACGGGUCGGAGAUUGGGUGGCUACCUAGCGAAUGCCUGGUGUCUCUGCCUUGAAUUUGAUGAACAGUCAAAAUAUGCUUUUGUAGGGGAUUACUCUGGUCAGAUUUCCGUAUUAAAGAUUAGUAACACCAAUUUUGAAUUGAUUGUUACACUGAAGGGUCAUUCUGGAAGUGUACGAUCGCUGGCCUGGGAUGCUGAGAAAAGCCUUCUAUUCUCCGGAAGUUUUGACCAGUCAGUGAUUGUGUGGGAUAUAGGAGGUCGGCAGGGCACAGCCUUUGAACUUCAAGGUCACCAUGACAAAGUAGCAGCAUUAGCUUACUCGACAGGUUGUAAACAGUUGAUAUCUGGUGGAGAUGAUAUGGUGCUUGGUAUUUGGAGUAUGGAUGUGAAACGAAUAGAGACUCCUUCUUGGACAGAGAAUGACAGCUGUGAAAAAUGUAAAGCACCUUUUUUCUGGAACGUCAAGAAGAUGUGGGAGGAACGAACAAUAGGUAUAAGACAGCAUCACUGUAGGAAGUGCGGAAAAGCAAUAUGUGCCAAAUGUAGCAGUAAAAAAUCCACUUACCCUCCAAUGGGGUUUGAGUAUGAAGUCAGAGUAUGUGAUCAUUGCCAUGAAAGUAUCACAGAUGAGGAGCGGGCUCCCUUAGCUACAUUCCAUGAAAGCAAACACUGUAUAGUUUACAUGCACUUGGAAGAGCAUCGCAAGCGUCUUCUCACAGUAGGAAAGGAUAAGGUUGUUAAAAUCUGGGAUGUGAGUAGCGUCCUCCACUAAAGUGGUACUCUCAACAUUUGAUACACCAUGGUCCAUUUAGAGAUAAUCAGCUAUCGUCAUGAAAACCAGCCCUAACUAGAGGAAAUCCAAAGACAUUUGACUGACUGAAUCCAAAGACAGUUGAGUGCAUGGCUGUUCUGAAAAUCAUUCCUGUUUGGGUUGGCAAUUGUGAAUGAUUGGCUGAAUUCAAAGACAAUUUAUCACAUGGCUUCUUGGGUUAGACAUUGUAAAAGUGGCAUUCUUUGCUAUUUAAGAUGAUUGAAGUCUAGUGAACUUUGAGGUUAGAAACAUCAGUAUAAGCUAAAUAUAUGAUAUUAAAUACGUUUUCUAUAUCCAAGGGUUUUCCUCUCUAUAUACCUUACCUUCUGUUCAACAUUGGUUUAUGUCAGGACAAAAUUAAAGGCAAUAUAACAUUUAGCUCUAUACACUGUAGACUGACAGCUAUACUGUCUGAGAUGUGUGGUUCGACAAUUCCUACCCAUGAUGGUUCAUGUUUCUCGGGUAGCUGAUAAACUGACUAUUCUGUGCUGAAGCGUUUGUGUUCAGAAGCAAGACACUUUACCCUAAUUUCUCUGGAUGGCAUGCAAUGGGCCUCCCAUAUGUUGUUCGGAGAGGUAGUGACCAGCUACUACAAGGAGACCCCUUCAGCAUGACCCAGGUUGUUCACAAUAAAUCACACAAACUAGCAAAACUUAUAUAGCACAUACGGUUUUCUUUUUUACAUUGACUUUUAAUUCAAUGAUACAAAAAAGAUAAGUAUAUUGUAAGCAAAACCCUUGGAUAUUGCAGAUGGAUAUUAAGACCACUCAGACAGCAUUGUAGAUUCUAUGUAAAUAUUAUUACUUAAACCGGACAUUGUCCAUAAUUAUCAUUGCUCUACAUCAAAUGUGAGGCUGUGAGAUUUCACAUGAACACAUGAACUUAUGUUAUGAGAAUGUGUUUCAUCGUGGUCAAUAUGUGAGGUUUACUUGAAUAAGAGACAGAAGUAUGUAUGUUCAUUGUGUAACUAUGAAUUAUAAAUUAUUCAACGACAACGUUUCAAUGCAUAACAAGUCAUAGGAAUGUACAGCAUGACUUCAGCUGGAUAACUCUUAUUUAUAAUAAGUGUGAUACUUCGUUAUUAUGAGAUGACAACCUUUUAAAAAAUUAAUGUGUUGGAUACAUUUUAUGAUGACAGACAUUUUCAGAAAUUAAAAAGAUGAAUUUGUUUGUGGAGUUACCAAAGCAAGGACAUCGGACAUAUAUUAUGCAGUAUCUAUAUAGGAAUAAGCCCAUGUCUGGUAAUAAGACCAUCCUUCUUUAUAUUAUGUUGGCACUUUGGGCAUAUUUCAGAAUACAAUUCAUGUAUAUUGCUAUUUCUAAUAGUUUCCAGAUGUUAGUUAUAUUGGCCUACAUAACCUUGGGUGAAGAUCUCAGGUGUGUGGUUCAAUGCACCAUACCUGUGGUGGUGUUACUUUCUCAGGAGCAGUCUGUGCUCAAGUUAUUGUGUCUCAAGUCAAGACACUUUACUCUGAUUGCUGAAGGUGGCAGGUGGCAGACCUUCUGUAUAUUGUUCAAUGAGGUAGCCACUGAGACUCUGCCUCCCUAGCUGUGGGAGAUAAACCCUAACAAUACUAAUGAUCAUUCGUACCUGAUCAGGUCAAAUUUCCAAACUUUUUGCUAUGUGGGAAUUUUAAUCAUGAAUAGUUUGAAUUGAAACAUCAGCCUUUUGACUGAGAAAACCAGAGCUGUUAUGGUUGUCUUCAUUGAAUUAGGAAGACACAUUGAAGUUCAUUUCAUCUUUGUAUACAAAACUUAGCACUGUUAAAAAUGUCCACAUUGACAUUCUAUGGAUUCUAAACUAGCACUAUCAAACUUGUUGUACUUCUAAAACCUGUAUAAUUACUUGAUGGUCAUGCACUGUUAAUGUAUCUACACUCAGUCACAUUCUUACAUAGGCCAUAUCAACGUAACCUGAUUGAAAUGGUUCACAUGUACCGAAUGUCGGACCUGUUAUAUGUAAAGCUCAAAAUUCACAGUUUCGCAAUUUCCAGUCAAGCAUAAAUCAAUUAACUUACAUUAAGAUACCCUCCAUUUCACUCCAUAGCACAAUGCUCCCUGGACAGGUACGGCUGGACCCCUCAAACUGCACGUGCCAAAUAUCGGUCCCGAUAUGUACUUUACGGGCCAACCUGUCCAACCAUUUCUACAGCUUACGCGAAAGCGCCCAAAGAAAAAAACAUAUAUAAAGUAGUGGUGCUUCCUCUUGUUGUUAGCUCCCCUUGUGUGUCACAUGUUCAAAUUUUACCUCAAAUACGUAUAAAAGAGAUUAUUUUAUUUUUAAACAUUUUAAAAAGUUGACAGAUUUGUUUAAAAAAAAUUAUAAAAAUUUGGUAAUUGUUAAAUCAAUGCAGAUCGCGUAAAAUAAUAUAUAUGAAAUAAUGUACAAAUGUAUAUACUGUACAUCUUUUCACAAUUAUCACUUUGAUGUAAAUAAAAAGUAUCUAUGCUGGUACAACACAGGUAAUUAUAAUAUAUCAUAUGUAUCUCUGUCAACUCUUAGGCUAUCUGUGGAAGCUGGAGAAAUCAAAUUAAUGGACGUCUUCUAUUGCUCUGUUGGAAAUCCUUGCCUUUUGGUCAAGGUCGUAUGAAGGUAUAAAUUUGGUUCCAUUUUAUUUUUCUGUUUAACUUCAAUCGAUAUUUGUCUGUGAUAUAAACAGAGAGCAUGCUUCACAAAUGCUCAAAUUGAACUCAAAUGAAUAGAUUUGAAAAAAAAACUAUAUUCAUAUAUAGAUACGUGAGUUGUGUAUCUUGAUGCACAAAUUCAUUGGUUGAACAACUUUUUACUCCGUAUGAAUUAUUUGUAGUACAGUACAACAAAGUUUAUAACUAAAGUUUGAAAACAAGUUUUGAUAGUUCUUAACUUGUUCAGUCAGUAUGUUUAGCACAGGUCGUGCUCUAAAUCCAUUUGUUUCUUUAUAUGAGAAUUCAGUAUUCUAGUCAAUGAAGGAAACUAGUUUAUAAACUAGGAAUCAUAUCACUUCACCUUUCCUCCUAUAUAUAUGUAUGACAAAAAUUUUGAGGUCAUUGAUGUGUCACCAAUGUUUAUUCAAACUGCCCUGUAUGCAAAUAUCGACAGAUCACUGAGGUGUGACCAUCGUAAUUAAAACCUUCCUGUAUGUUAACAUUAAUGAAUCAUUCAAGCUUGACUGAUAUCAUGUAAAACUUCAGUGUUGAUUGAAUGUUCAAACAGGAACAGUAUUCAUGAAACUGACUUUGUGAAUGGGAUGUUAGAUGAGAGGUACAUUCUAAAUAGUUCUAUAAAUUUCUCCUUUAUAAUUAACUUCUCCAAAUUUUAUCAUGCGUGUUAUUUGAAAUGGUGUUGAUAUUUCUGUUGUAUGGAUCUUCCUUCCUUUUGGCUGAAAAUUUUUAUGACAAAUUCAUUAUUUACAGCAACAAAGUUAUAACUUGUUUAUAUUAAUUCAGUCAUGAUGUCAUGUUUAUGUAGAGUGGAAUAUAAACACCAAGAAGACUUCUUUUCAUUGGUUAUCAGUUGGCAUUGGAUGUCUGUCAUUGGUCAAACUAGGUACACUUGUCACUAUAUAUGUUUGGUCAUUAUGAAGUCAUGUUUUGUUAACGGCAAAUUGUUACAGUAGUUUGAUGAGUUUUUGUUUGUUACAAUCAUCCAGAUGACGGCCGCAUAGCGGUCAAAAAAUAUGUUGAUGAUACACAUACACAAGAAUCCUUUAUCAUACUCAUGGACCAAGGAAAAGAUUCUUCACAUUUAUAACACUAAAAACUAAUAAAUUUUGAUUUUUGGAUAAUUUAGGAAAACUUUUGAGAUAGAUGAUUUUUUUUCUCUAUAUUCAUCCCAUUCUUUAGACGUUUUAAAUAUAUAUAUAAACGUUAUUAUUGUAGGUUCUUAAAUUUGAAAUAUUGAAGUUUGUAAGGCAAGUUCUAUAAAGACGGCUGUGAUAGGGAAAUAUGAGCUCACUUGUCAGGUUUCUGUAAAACAUGAGAUUAUGAUAUAAUGCGGCAUUUGGUGAUAGCACUUAUAUAUCUUCAAUAACAUAUUAAGUAAACCUGUAUUUACAUGAACUGUUAAAAGUAACAAUGUUUACAUUGUUAGUGGACUCCGAAAGUUAUCUCCCUUGAGUAGAAUUUUUUUACCAAGAAGAUGAUCUGUUUGGUAUAGCAAUGACAAUGGCAUUGUCAUUUGAUGGCUUUAAUAUCAAAUGUACUGUGUUUCCUGCGACUUAUUUUUAAAUAUUGACAGUCUUUGUUAGAUUAACCUUUGCUACAGAAAUAUAAGUGUUAAUCUUUUGUCCAAACCUAGUACAGGUUUGUAUGUUUUCACAUUUAGGCAUAAAAUGAUGUGUUAGUUUUGAACUUUGAGUGCUUUUUAGGGCUGGAAUAGUAAUCAUGCUCAGUAUUAAAAGAUAAGAUUUUUUGCAGUAGUAUUUUCAUAUUGUCUUUAUUUGCCCAGAAAUCAGUUAUUCAAAAUGGUUUCCUUUUUAAUGAGCUUUUUUUCUGAAAGAAUGGGAUGGCUCAUUUUGUGUACAGUUGGGGCAAGUAUGUGACUACUGCCACUCUCAAAGUUAUCUCCCUUGAGUAGAAAUGUUCACCACAUUCUGUGAAUGAAAGAAAGAAUACUUGUGUUGCUUUAUUAAAAGGUUUCUGACAAAAGGUGAGAAAAGUGUUGUGUAAUACCCCAAACUGUGAAUGGGUGAAAUCAUUUAAUUAGAAUCAUGUAUUUAUGAAACAGAAAUUUUAGUCUUGUUGCAAUAUAAGCUUUAAGCUGGCUUUUGUUUAUCAAUUGUGUUUGUUUGCAUUGACCUCUGUUUGUGUGCUGUUACUGAAUUUGUUCUUUUCAAAUUUAGUGACUAACUUGGAUUAAAUAAAGAUACACAUAAAAGA
Messenger RNA from Ylistrum balloti, 6114 nucleotides. RefSeq names its product WD repeat and FYVE domain-containing protein 2-like. Bases 1 to 1218 code for a protein of 405 amino acids. The record is from RefSeq and is a predicted model, not a curated record. The transcript is spliced from 12 exons. NCBI's taxonomy places the organism in Eukaryota, Metazoa, Mollusca, Bivalvia, Pectinida, Pectinidae. Gene Ontology annotation, molecular function: protein binding; metal ion binding.